GCGCUAGGACCUGGCGUGUUGCAAGACAAAGUCGCUCAUUGGCUCCAAUGGCCAGUUGGCCUGAGCGUCACAAAAUUUGCAUUUCCUUUUUCAAAAGACUGCAUCUGCGGACAGAAGGUUGCCAGACGUCCGACCAUUGCACAAACGAUCGCCCGUCUUCCGCGCGAAGCCCGAGCUGAUGUCAUCAGGAGUGAUCAAUUGGAAAAAAAACCCAUCUCCGCAUUACGUGACCUUGGAGGAACCGUGAGGACAAAGACGACAAAGGCUGCCAUCGCUGACACUUGCGAACUCAAGCGGGGGAAAUGCGGAAAAAUGUCAAAAACGCGCGACCCAACGAAGCUGCCUGGCCACUGGAAUCAACGCGGGUGGCCGUACCGUUAACCGAGCGCCGCGAGCGGCCUCUGGCACCGACCGAGGCGCUUAUGGGCUCCAGCCGUGUGGAACAACGAGGAGAUGGGCCCUCACAGCCGAGCGGGAUCGCAGAUACCGCACAUCUGCUGGACGCCGUGCGAGACGAUCGCGAUCUACGGGAUGAGGUGACCUACUCCUCGCCACUUGACAGUAAGGCGUUUUGGCUGCGCGACCACAAUUAUUCGUCCACGCGGGCCGCCCCGGACGCGGGCGCUCAUGAGGGUGAGCACUUCAUACUUGAAAAUGACCAGGCUGCUCUGGUCCACACGGGUAUAUCCAUGGAAAAGCUGCUCAUGCUGGUGGUGAAGGUGCAACAUUACGCCAAGCGUGGCUUUCCGCUGUCUGUGCGCUCCCAAGUAGUCAUGACACUAAUGACGCUCAAGACCAACCGACCUCUGGCCGACCUGAGCAGGUACUUCCACACGUCCGAGAGCACAGCCCUCAAAAUAGUCUUAUAUUGGAUCGACAUGCUGGCCAAGGUCCUCCGCCACUCCAUCCCGUGGCUACCCAAGGAAAUCAUCCAAGCGACCAUGCCCAACGAGUUCAGGGAGCGGUUUCCCAACAUGACCUGCUUCGUGGGCUACAGCGAAAGCAUCCUGCAAAAGCGUGAGGGUCGCUGCCCGUCCACCACCGUCAAGUACCUCCUGGCCGUAGCCCCGUGCGGCCUGAUCAUGUUUAUGUCGUCCGCCUACACUGGGCGCCGCGACCACCGUGACAUGGUGCGGGACUCGGGAUUACUGCACCUCCUCAUGCCGGGGGAUGAGGUCAUGACUCAGGGGGGCUUCGCCAUCAAAGAGCUGCUCUUUGAGCGGCAAGUCAAACUGGUUGUGACGUCGCUGGGUAAAAAUGACGGCCGGCCUGCCUCCACUUCCCCCUCCUCCUCCUCCUCCUCCUCCUCCUCCUCCACCGACUACAUUGCACACGCCGGAGAUCGCAUCCAAGGCGCCAUUCAGCACUUAAUGACUUACAAGAUACUUUCGCAGGGAGUGCCCACUACGUUGGCACCGCACAUAGACAAGAUUCUCUGGAUCUGCGCUGCUCUGACCAAUCUGAGAAUUCAAGUUUUAAAGUAAUGCAACAUUUUUACCUCCAAAACCCUUCAGGUCUUCGGGGAUACCCGUGCCUUUUUUUUUUUUUUUUUUUUGAUUGUUGAAACCAAAAGUGCCUGAUUUUGUGCCAGCCAAUUCCUGGGGAUCGUUUGAAUGCUGGUGAAUUGUUGUGAUGACAACAUUCCAAAUUCCUGGAGGGCCUAAUUUGCGCAUGCUAAUGAGAAUACAGUCAUACCUCAGUUUUCGACCAUAAUCCGUUCCAGAAGGCUGUUCGAAAACCGAACCUACGCUCUUUUUAAAAAAAAAACAUCUUCAUUGAACACGUCUGCUCACAAUGGAACGCUACCCGAGUAAGCGUCACUUCUUCGUGUAAGGAAGACGAGAGGAGUCAAAUGGUGCAUUCAAGUGCGCUCAGUUUGGUCAAGAA
This is a messenger RNA of Hippocampus comes (tiger tail seahorse), 1887 nucleotides long. RefSeq lists its product as uncharacterized. The coding region runs from base 303 to 1484 and encodes 393 amino acids. Lineage: Eukaryota; Metazoa; Chordata; Actinopteri; Syngnathiformes; Syngnathidae. The record is from RefSeq and is a predicted model, not a curated record. The transcript is spliced from 3 exons.